Molecule: messenger RNA, 1166 nt
Organism: Myotis lucifugus (little brown bat)
Lineage: Eukaryota; Metazoa; Chordata; Mammalia; Chiroptera; Vespertilionidae
Product: zinc finger protein 215-like
Exons: 4
Biological process (GO): regulation of DNA-templated transcription
Source: RefSeq, a predicted model, not a curated record
AUAUACCCUGCAAGGAUUCUGCCCUUCUCCGGAAGGUGAGUAUCAAGAAGGAGAAAAUGGAAGCAGACUCACUAACAGGCAAAUCCCAGGAACCAGUGACAUUCAAAGAUGUGGUUGUGGAAUUCAGUGCGGAAGAGUGGGGACAAUUGGACUCUGCUGUAAAGAACCUGUACAGGGAUGUGAUGCUGGAGAACUAUAGGAACCUCAGUUCAUUGCGUAAAGAGCUUCAAUUUUCCAAACCAGUUGAGGUCCCCAAGUUGGAGAGUAAGAUAAAAGGAUGGAUAAUGGAGCAAGAAAUCCCAAGAACAGCCAUACUUGUUUCAAAGAGAAUUUCUGGAGCAGAAUCAUUCCAUGGAGAGAUAAUGACAACACUGACCCAAAGUAGACCUCCUUCUCUAGAUGCCUGGAAAAGUGAUGAUUGGUUAUAUAGGAACUGGGACAUACAUUUGCCACAAGAAGCUUUCAUUCAUAAGACAAUCGAUACUGUGGAAGGACACUUUGAAUAUAGUGAAAAUAAGAAAAGCUUUGAUGUUAAGUCAGUUAACUCAGUUUUUGAUAGUCAACAAGGAGUUCCUAUGAGCAAGGGGUCCCCGAAGUGCAAUAAGUUUAAAACUAAUUUCAAAUUUAAUUUUGACUUACUAGGAAAGCAACAUUCAGAAUAUAAUGAAUGUGGGAAUGCCUUGAGCCUGAGUACAGAUAUUCAACACCCAAAAAGUCAUACCACAAGGAGUUGCUAUGAAUGUUUUCAGUGUGGGAAAGCCUUCAGCCGGAGUUCAUCCCUUGUUCGACAUCAGAUCAUUCACACAGGAGAGAAACCCUAUAAAUGUAGUAAAUGUGGGAGAUCCUUCAACCGACGAACAAAUCUUAGUAAGCAUCAAAGAGGUCAUCCAGAAGUAAAGUCCUACAAAGGAAAUAAAUGUGAAACAGUCUUCAGUAAGAGUGAAGACAGUAAUAAAAAUCCAAGUCUCCAUCCUAGAGAUAAUACUUAUGAAUGUGUUAACUGUGGAAAAUCCUUCAGCCGGAGCUCCUCACUUAUUCGACAUCAAAUGAUUCAUACCGGAGAGAAACCAUUUAAAUGUAACAAGUGUGAGAAAACCUUCAACAGGAAUUCAAACCUUAUUAAACACCAAAAACUUCAUACUCAAAAGAAGUCCUAUAACAAGUAA